Molecule: messenger RNA, 1548 nt
Organism: Fusarium musae
Lineage: Eukaryota; Fungi; Ascomycota; Sordariomycetes; Hypocreales; Nectriaceae
Exons: 3
Coding region: 1-1548 (515 amino acids)
Biological process (GO): carbohydrate transport; transmembrane transport
Cellular component (GO): membrane
Molecular function (GO): carbohydrate:proton symporter activity
Source: RefSeq, a predicted model, not a curated record
AUGGCUUCUUAUCCCGAGAAGAGUAUCGACGCUCAGCAUGAUGAGACCGUAAGCCCUGAGGCUCUCGCUUCAGAGGCCAAAGUCGCCGCCGAGGCUGAGCAUCAUAUGACUCUCUGGCAAGCUAUCAAGACGUAUCCCAAGGCCAUCGGCUGGUCUGUCCUUUUAUCCACGACGCUCAUCAUGGAAGGCUAUGAUCUUGCUUUACUCGGCAACUUGUACGCUUCUCCUGUGUUUAAUGAGAAGUUUGGCUCGUGGAAUGCUGAGAAGGAGAAAUAUGCCGUUUCUCCUGCUUGGCAAUCUGGUUUAUCCAAUGGUGCUCGUGCAGGCGAGAUCAUUGGUCUCAUCAUCGCGGGUUGGACGUCGGACAGGUACGGCUACAAGAUGACGACCAUCGGCUCCCUCGUCCUCAUGAUCGCGUUCGUCUUUGUUCUCUUCUUCGCUCCCAACAUCAAGAUUCUCGUGCUCGGAGAAGUCCUCUGCGGUAUCCCAUGGGGCGCGUUCCAGAGCGUUACGCCUGCAUAUGCAUCCGAAGUAGCACCGGUCGUUCUGCGACCUUACCUCACGACUUUUAUCAACAUGUGCUGGGUAAUUGGCCAGUUCUUUGCCGCUGCUGUGAACAAAGGUUCUGUUGGGCGCGGUGAUGAGUGGGCUUAUCGCAUUCCUUUUGGUGUGCAGUGGGGUAACCGAGCUGCGGCCAAGAAGUCGCUUUUGAGACUUACUUCGCCCCAACAACCCAACUUUAACGCCGACGAGACGAUUGCUAUGAUUGAGCAUACGAACGAGAUGGAGAAGAACUUGAAGGAGGGAACGACAUAUAAAGACUGCUUCAAGGGUGUUGAUCUUCGCCGAACUGAGAUUGUUGUGGGUAUCUGGCUUGUGCAGACUCUUGGUGGCCAGAACCUCAUGGGUUACUUCUCAUACUUCCUUACCCAAGCCGGUAUGGAUGCAAGCAACUCUUUCUCUCUGUCCAUGGGCCAAUACGCUCUUGGAAUGGUUGGCACCAUGGGUUCUUGGUUCUUGAUGUCCAGGGUUGGUAGACGCACGAUUCACUUCUCAGGUCUAUGCUCUCAACUCCUCAUCCUCAUCAUCGUCGGCUCCCUCUCCUUCUCCAAAGACAACUCCUCCGUCUGGGCUAUUGGCGGCAUGCUCAUUCUCUUCACAUUCGUCUACGACUUCACCGUUGGCCCCGUCACAUACUCCCUCAUCUCCGAGCUCUCGUCGACCCGACUCAAAGCCAAGACUAUCGUAAUGGCUCGCGCCGCCUACAAUGCUAGCAACAUCUUUGUCAACGUUAUGACCAACUAUCAGCUUUCAUCGUCGGCGUGGAAUUGGGGCGCUCGCACUGCCUACUUCUGGGCUGGAACUUGUCUCCUCUCUGCUAUCUGGGUGUUCUUUAGACUUCCUGAACCCAAGGACCGUACUUAUGCUGAGUUGGAUGUUCUCUUUGAGAAGAAGGUUCCUGCGAGGAAGUUUGCCAAGACGCAGAUCGACCCUUAUUCACACUCCGCUACUUCUGAGAAGAAGCUCAACGAGAAGGAGUUGCAUUAG